CUACGCAAUCCGCAUCCCAUGAUGGCCAGCAAAAAGACAAAUGGGUCUCUCCGUCAUGCGGAAACAUGUGCACAUGCGGUGAAUUACGCAGGCUGGAUUCAGACAUCUGCACUUGCUUCUUGUCAUGGGAAGAGAGUGUCCUUGAGAAGGCGUCCAUCUUCCAGGCCGCUACCGUUCAUGGGCCUGCCGGUGCACUCGGGUGCCUCGACGAGCAAGAUCGAGAGGUGUUGCAUGCAUUCGUCGCCGAGAAGAAGUGUCAGGAGAGCGAACAAUCAUCGCAACAAGUUACUCCCCUGUCGAUCUAUCACCCUCUUCUUAACGGCGAAAUCCGUAUUUUGGAGCUUUAUCCUGCCAAACCAGGUUCCCUGCUUCAGGGUGAUCUUCAUGUGGCUAGCAUCGACUUCGCCUAUCCUAGUAGGCAACUUUGGCCGAGUAACAAUAACGUAACAUACCGGAGUAACAAUAAUUUAACAUACCAGAGGAAUUCGAAUCACGCCGUGGUGCUGGCCACAGGAGAGCCUAUGUGGUACACGGCACUUAGCUACACCUGGGGCGCGCCUGUGUUUGACCAAACCAUACAUCUCAGACAUGGAAACCUCAAGAUUACAAGCAGUCUCGCUAGUGCGCUGCAUCAUUUGAGAACGACAGAACAUAGCGUCUUCCUAUGGAUCGACCAAAUUUGCAUAAACCAAACAGAUAGACAAGAAAAGGAACAACAGAUUCCACUGAUGGGGUUGAUUUAUACGCACGCCACGAACACUGUUAUUUGGUUGGGCGAUGGUGAAGACUUCGACCCCACACUUGCGUUCGACGUGAUGGAAACUGUGUAUUCGAGAUUGCAAAUGACUGAUGGGGACAUAACACCUAAUGAUUUCGAGAGGUUGUUCUUCCCACCAGCUCUGGAUCGCUCUUGGUGGGAGAUUCGGCAGUUCCUACGAACACCGUGGUUUUCUCGAUUGUGGACGAUUCAGGAGGCCAUUUUGUCUCGUAAGUUGUAUGUCAAGUGGGGCAAGGCUGAAGCAGAUUGGGAGGACAUUGCGGCCUGGUGCUUCCAAUUACAAGAGUCCGGUGUUCUGAAGUGGUUGGUGGAAAACAACGCUCUCGAUUGUGAAUACCCUACCACAUCUGUCGCGAAAUCGCGGACGCCUUCAGCUGGUUCAGUGAUCAUUUCACUCCAGUCGGAGCGCCUACACUUCAAGACGCAUGGUCCCACGCAUCUCAUGGGUAUCCUCGUCUCAACACGCUAUGCCGACGCGACUAAUCUAAAGGACAAGAUUUAUGGCGUGUUGGGUAUGGCUAUAACGGAUAUCCUUCCGGAUUACUCGGACGAUGUGACGUCUCGAGAGAUAUAUCACCAAGCCAGCUUGUCUACGUUGCAUAUGAACCUGUUAGAAAGUCUCAGCUGCGUGGACCACGAGGUCCCACUUCAGCCUUCAUGGGUUCCUGACUGGAGUAUGCCUCGCGUCACAGAGACAUUGGGAUACUUUACCAAGACAUGGGCUUUAUACGACGCCGGAGGGAAAUUCAAGAACGGGGAAAGGUUCUACAACAAAUUAUCGUACAAGGUCGACGUGAGCGAAGACAAGAAACGAAUAACCUUAUCUGGAAAGAUUGUUGAUAGUAUAGCCACGCUCGGAUGUGUGAGCCAGAACCCAAUUCUGGGUAUUGACGAACCACGAACAGAGAACCAGGAGUGGGCGUCUUACAUCAAGUUGAUCACACCUAAGUAUCAGGAGAAAGGAUAUCCAAAGCCCAAGAUUUCCAUCUAUGACGCCUUCUGGCAAACACUCCUAGCCGGACGCGACGGUUCUGGCACCGCGUCACCUUCUGCUGAGCACAGUGAAGUGUUCAGUCUGAUCCUGGAUUCCACCACAGGGAUGAUGCCGUCAAUGCCAGGCCAAAGUUACAGUCCUCGUCGUCAGGAAGGGCAUUUUACCCUCAAUAAUCUGAGGACGCGAAAACCGGCCAAAAUACUCGAAGAUCUAAGGAUCGCAUUUCGAGCUGCGCUAAAGAUGCGACGAUUUGCCAUCACUUCAAAGGGAUACUUCGCACUAGUGCCAAGAGGCGCUCAGGAAGGGGACGAGAUCGUGGUUUUCGACAAAGGCGCUGUACCGUUUGUGGUCCGGAAGACGAUGAGCACCGUGGAUGGAAACGUCGGAUAUGAGCUUUUGGGUGAAGCAUACGUCCACGGGAUUAUGCAGGGCGAAGUCAUAAAGAUGCACGACAUAGAUUUUGACGAUGUGAUGCUCGUAUAGCAUUGGUACGACUAAGUUGGGUAAUCAAUCCUGGACUCCAUAUGUAUAAAUGCUCCUGGU
Messenger RNA from Dothidotthia symphoricarpi CBS 119687, 2315 nucleotides. RefSeq names its product HET-domain-containing protein. The transcript has 2 exons. The record is from RefSeq and is a predicted model, not a curated record. Lineage: Eukaryota; Fungi; Ascomycota; Dothideomycetes; Pleosporales; Dothidotthiaceae. Bases 66 to 2255 code for a protein of 729 amino acids.